This is a messenger RNA of Anneissia japonica, 3141 nucleotides long. RefSeq names its product adhesion G protein-coupled receptor L4-like. The transcript has 18 exons. The record is from RefSeq and is a predicted model, not a curated record. Gene Ontology annotation, molecular function: G protein-coupled receptor activity. Gene Ontology annotation, biological process: adenylate cyclase-activating G protein-coupled receptor signaling pathway; cell surface receptor signaling pathway. Lineage: Eukaryota; Metazoa; Echinodermata; Crinoidea; Comatulida; Comatulidae. The coding region runs from base 1 to 2322 and encodes 773 amino acids. Gene Ontology annotation, cellular component: membrane.
AUGGGAAAUGUUUAUUUCUCCAAAGUUCACAAUCAGAACGACACGUGGUGGUAUGUUGAUCUUCAGUCACCGUCGAUUGUAUCAAAGAUUGUUAUAUAUCACAGAGUUGAAUGUUGCCAAGAACAGUUGAAUGGUGCUGUUGUUCGUGUUGGCAAUAGUACAUCUUCACCGUUUACCAGAAAUACCCAAUGUGGACCUACUAUUACAAUGGAGAUGAUAACAGAACCUUACAAGGAGCCAAUUGAAAUGACUUGCACCCCGCACACGACAGGUCGAUAUAUCACUAUAUAUUUAAAUAGUUCCGAACCGUUGGUCCUUUGUGAGGUACAAGCGUACAAAGAUGUUGGGAGUCCAGUCAUCGUAUGUCCUGAAAAUAUUGAUGCUGUCUCUGAACUUGAGCAAUCGAAUAUAACUUGGAAUGAGGUAAAUGUAACUGACAAUGUUGAUAACGAUCUCGGAGCUGCCUGUGAUCCACCUUCUGGGUCGCUGUUUUCUGUCGGCUCAACUAACGUUACGUGUACCGUCACUGAUGCAGCUAGAAAUGAAGGCAGUUGUUCGUUUAUUGUCAAUAUAAACGAUACCGGUAGUCCUGUCAUCACGUGCCCCGAAAAUUUUUUUGUAAGAUUUGAACAUGAUGUUGACCAGCAUGUGCAUCCGGUGACUUGGAGUGACGUAAAUGUAACUGACAAUGUUGAUACCGGUCUGAGAGCUACAUGUAGUCCAUCUUCUGGUUCGCUGUUUGCUGUCGGCUCUACUAAUGUUACAUGUUCUGCUGUGGACUUGUCUAAUAACAACGAAAUGUGUACAUUUAUAGUUACUAUUAAAGAAUAUGAAAAGAAUGGUUCUAUUAAAGUACAUGACCUUGUGGAAACAGCGUAUAAUUCAUUAACCAUCAACAACGAAAUGACCGAAUUUAAUAUGGCCGACCUUACCGACAUGUUGUUCAUCAACUUAUAUUCUCGUAUCGACGAAGAGUUUUAUAAGAUAUCUUUUCCUAAAAUAGAGUUGGUUGCUACCAAAUUAAACUUAAAUUCGUGGAAAAAUUAUUCGUUUUCGGUGGAUUUAAAAAAUGUCUCAAUUGAUCUGGAAUUUAAUACGGUUGUUUCAGGCGCAGUUAUAAGCAUUAUUGCAUGUGUUUUGGAUUAUAACUAUACCAACGACACCCACAUUGACAGAAACCAAAUGUACUACCUUAAAUCACGACUGCUGUCCAUAGCAGCAUACACUGAGAACGGGACAGAGAUUUACCCAAAUGUUCAAUUUGAGAUAGAAACAAUAGAUAUCGAGCAAAUGCUGAUAGAAUCUCAAGAAACCAAGGACUUCAAUCUUACAUUAGUAUGUGGCUUCAUUGAUGUCAAUUUAAAAGAAUGGUCAACAUCCGGGUGCAAUUUAAUAGAAAUCAUCGCCACCAGAGCUGUUUGUAGCUGUAAUCACCUGACAAGCUUCGGGGUUCUAAUGCAAGUCACAUCUUACGAGCCAGAAAACCAGACACGGAAGGCUCUGUCAAUUAUUUCGACAAUUGGUGUCAUUCUUUCAAUCGUGCUCUUAACCGUCACUGAGGUCGUGUUUCUUGUACUCAAAGAUUUAUGGAAGUCUCUUCGUAACAACAUACACAAGAACCUGGUGUUCAAUCUGAUUGUCUUUGACGUCAUCUUUCUUGUGGGUAUUGACAAGGUUGACAACCCUAUAACAUGCAAGUCCAUCGCAAUGACCCUUCACUUAUUUCUGAUGACAGUUUUCUUCUGGAUGUUUGGAGAAGCUGUGUUUCUCGUCUUUAAAGUGAUGUACACAACGCCAAGCCGACAUAACAGACUGAGAAAUUAUAUGAUAUGUUGCUACUCGGCACCAAUAAUGAUUGUCGUGCCGAUCGCCAUAUUUGAAUAUGAUGUGUACGGAAAUACUUAUUGCUGGCUUGACUCAAAUGUCAACUGGUUAGUUGUUGCUCCAGCUGCUGCUAUUGUCUUGCUCAACACAAUAGUGCUUGUGAUGUUAGUUCGAAUAAUUCAUCAUCGGUCGGGAACUAACGUCCAAGCAUCCAGGCAACACGAGUACAAACAACUCAAGAAAGCAAUCAAGGGGGCGCUGUUAUUGAUGCCUAUAAACGGUGGGACGUGGAUGUUUGGCCCUUUGGCAAUGAACGAGGACUCUGUCUUUAUGCAAUAUCUCUUUGUGAUAUUCAACUCAUUUCAAGGCGUAUUCAUAUUCAUCGUUUAUUGUCUCCUGGACACUGAGGUGAAAUUAAAUUGGAAGAAGUUAUGCGGCAGAGGACGAAAUCAGAUUCAAACUACUAAGACUACAGGUAUUUCACAGGUCGAAAUAUAAACUGUGACUAUUGCUUAAUACUAGCAAAGAAUAUAGUUAGAAAACACUGAACUGAUGGAUAUUGUGUGUCCACAUAUGUUGAUGGAAAUCUUUUUAUAUGUUCGCAUUUAUAACACUCAUUACAUUUAUUAGUAGUCUAGUUAGCGGAGGGUCUCACUUGUACAAACCUUUGGGUUUCUCUAGACUCCUAUUUAUCAUUUUGACAUUCCAAUUAUUAUUAUUUGUUACUGCAGAUACUGUGUACAUUUAUUGCUAGUAUUGUUAUAUAACCAGGUAUUGUCAAUAUAGCACCAUAUGGGGUAAGAUAUUAUGUUCAUGUAUGUAUUUUAAUCCCACGAUUUCUAUUUGGAGUUUCUUCUAGCCAUGCAUAGCAUUGUCUACACUAUCAAAUUUCAUCAAAAAAGCAUCAGUAUAAAAUGUGAUGGAACAUAGAGUUGAACACGUUCAACUUAUUUUGAUACAAUUUGAUGAUAUGUGAUGUCAUAGUACCCAUAUAUGGGCAAAUCACAUUUUUUUGUCACCUAAAAUUUCAUAGUGUAGACAAAGCUUGAAGUGGGAAUGUGGCAAUUUGCUUGUUACUCAGUAGGUCAGUAGGUCAUUCAGGAUACUGCUCCCUGACGUUAUCAAUUGCUGGCCUACUAAGAUGAGUGUUCUAAUGAUCAGCUCUACUGGGAUGGAUACUCACUUUUUAAAAACCUCAAAGUAAAAUAAUUUGGGGUUUUUUUUAAAUAUUCCACUCAUUUACUGUAUUUUAAUACUCUUUAACUAAUUAAAUAAUUAGGCUCCGGAGGAAAAAAAAUUGAUAUUUUGUAGAGCUGG